Molecule: messenger RNA, 1045 nt
Organism: Pyrus x bretschneideri (Chinese white pear)
Lineage: Eukaryota; Viridiplantae; Streptophyta; Magnoliopsida; Rosales; Rosaceae
Product: peroxisomal membrane protein 11D-like
Exons: 8
Coding region: 176-883 (235 amino acids)
Biological process (GO): peroxisome fission; regulation of peroxisome size
Cellular component (GO): peroxisomal membrane
Source: RefSeq, a predicted model, not a curated record
GCGGAAAUGAGAGGACCACACAAGCCAUUAUCAAUUAUCACGGCCUAUCAAACACAUAAAAAAAGAAAAGAAAACCAACAGUCUCUAAACCAGCAGUCCAAAGGUUACCCCCUUUCCAGUUUUUGCUGUUUUCGAGGUCAUUUCCUUGGCACUCUCUUCGGUCCUGGCAUAAAAGAUGAGUACACUAGAUGCGGCUAGAGCCGAACUUGCUCUUGCAGUUCUGUACCUGAACAAGGCUGAGGCCAGAGACAAGAUAUGCAGGGCAAUACAGUAUGGUUCAAAAUUCUUGAGUAAUGGAGAACCUGGAACUGCCCAAAAUGUUGACAAAUCGACUAGCUUGGCAAGAAAAGUUUUUCGCCUCUUCAAGUUUAUCAAUGAUCUGCAUGGUCUUAUUAGUCCAACCGCUCCAGGAACUCCUCUUCCGCUUGUUCUGCUAGGAAAGUCCAAAAAUGCAUUGCUGUCAACAUUUCUGUUUCUUGAUCAAAUUGUCUGGCUCGGUAGAACAGGUAUCUAUAAGAACAAGGAACGUGCUGAUCUGAUUGGCCGGAUCUCUCUUUUCUGUUGGAUGGGAUCCUCAAUUUGUUCCACUUUGGUUGAGAUUGGGGAGAUAGGAAGGAUUUCUGGACAGCUUAAAAAGUUAGAGAAGGAUCUGAAGAACAGUGAGAAGUAUCAAAAUGAACAAUACCGUGCUAGACUCAAAAUGUCAAAUGAGAGAUCGCUGGCCCUGGUUAAAGCAGCAUUGGACACAGUGGUAGCAGUUGGGUUGCUUCAGUUGGCACCUAAGAAAGUUACUCCUCGUGUUACCGGAGCCUUGGGAUUUACUACUUCUCUGAUCUCAUGUUAUCAGUUGCUUCCAGCACCAGUGAAGUCCAAGGCACCCUAAAGAUCGAAGUCCUGUUUGCUCAUUGUGCUUCAGUGUCCGUUAAAUAAUUGUAGUAUUUGUUAGUGCAAACGUUUGAGCAAUUCGAACACUUUCACCAUUACUUCGUUAACGUCCAUAAUGCUCUGUGCUAUAGUAAUAAAUUAAAUUAUAUAUGUUUUUUCA